AUGUCUUAUAAGGAUUUUCGAGGAAGCAGACCGAGGUUAUCGGAUUCCCUUAAUGGUCGGCGAUGGAUAUUCCUGAAAAAAGGUCUAGAUGACUUCAGAGACGGCUUUCCUCCUUCAUCUGAUAACAUGAUUGUGUAUGGUAGAAAGCGGCCUGUCUUAAUUACCCUUCAAAACAGCACACCGAAAUCUUCGUCCACGGCUCCGUGGGAGAAAAGGAAGAAGUGCGCCAAGACGCAGGUCUGUCUGUCCAAGCUCAGCCUGCUGCAGCAAGCCCGGAGGGAUUAUGUUGCACAGAUAGAGCGCUGUCUGAACCAGCAUCUCUUAGUCCUUUACCCACGGCUGGAAAAAAGUAUCUACCCAAAGCUCUUGAGAGAGGUUGCUGGUGUCCUGGAUCCUGAAAUGCUUUUGAAGAGCGAGGCUGGCUACAGGGUCUGUGAAGAGGAGAAACAACCCCUUCGGGAGGUGCUGGAUCAUACGGAGGACACACGAAGCAAAGCAACAGCUUCCAAGCCACGAGUACACAGCAAGAAACCUCGAGGCAAAAACCUAUGUACCCGGCUUUCCAAGAAGGUAGCAAGAGAAAAGGAGGCCACGCUGACCGACUUUGUUUCCCCUGAUGAACGUGCAAAGCGAGCAACCAAGCAUUUUUGUGACUGGGUUAUGUCUUUGGGAGGAGGGAACUGCGGUAUGGAGGAAGAUAAUCUCAUGAGCUUGCUCACCACCAGCUAUGAAAGGGAGGCCACUCUCCCUUCACCUUCCCUUGCCGUGAAAUUCAACAACAUGGAAGCAGAGCGGUCAAGGAGCCAGGAGGCUUCAUCUCCCCAGUUAGCUGUCAGGAGUUCUCGUCACCGAAGAAGUCUGCCCUGCCAGGUUAAGGUCCCUUCCCAAACGAAAUGGGAGAAGAUCAGAUAUGGAGCAUGGUAUCUUCAUCCCACAACGUGGAGAAAACAGAAAGCCACCGAACUGUUAAAAGCUCCGGAGGCAACUAUCAAUAGCCUUGGGAAUGCAGAGAACCGGUCUGAAAAGGAGAUGAAAGUCACGCAGCUCCACAGUGCACAGGCCUUUAAGGAAUUCCUGGAAAGGACGGACUACAGAAAGUCUCGGUUCCUUCUGGAAAUGCUGGCCGGGGGAAACGAUAGAGCUCCAGAGGAGACAUCCAAAGCUUGCAAGAAAGUGUCUAAAGAGAUGUGA
This is a messenger RNA of Nipponia nippon (crested ibis), 1191 nucleotides long. Lineage: Eukaryota; Metazoa; Chordata; Aves; Pelecaniformes; Threskiornithidae. The record is from RefSeq and is a predicted model, not a curated record.